Molecule: messenger RNA, 4542 nt
Organism: Anopheles cruzii
Lineage: Eukaryota; Metazoa; Arthropoda; Insecta; Diptera; Culicidae
Gene: trp
Product: transient receptor potential protein
Exons: 15
Coding region: 346-4065 (1239 amino acids)
Biological process (GO): calcium ion transmembrane transport; manganese ion transport; regulation of cytosolic calcium ion concentration
Cellular component (GO): cation channel complex; membrane
Molecular function (GO): protein binding; inositol 1,4,5 trisphosphate binding; store-operated calcium channel activity
Source: RefSeq, a predicted model, not a curated record
UCAACAUUGAAGUCACGUGGUGCGGUUUGGAAGGAAGGAAGAAACCGAGUCCAACCGCUGAUCCGACAGAAGGGGAUCGCCCAGGGCAAUCGGAGAUGCGCCCAGUGCGGUAGUGCAUCAUACGGUCAAACCAGCCAUCGCCAGCCAGCUCGUGUGGAACUAGCGAACUAUCAACCGUUCGUUCCGGAUCUCGCGAUGUAACUGCAUCCUGGUGUCCCAGUGUGGCCAGUGUGUGUGGCCAGGCUCCCCCUUAUCGACCGGGAUAUCCAGGACAUCCAGCAACGGUUCCUGCCAGUUUUAGUGCCAGCAGCUUGAAGAGCAAGGGCAACGAGUACGACCGCGAAUAUGCGAAAAGCGACGGAAUCGCGCGAAAAUCUGGUAAACUCGUCCGCAUCGCUGGAGGAUGGCGUUGCGGAACCGGGCGGGGAGCAGCCCGGUGCGGCCCGGUCUUUGAAGAGUGCCACGUCCGAGUUCGAUCUGGAUAUCCAGGACAUAGUGCUGACCAAAACCGAGAAACGGUUUUUACUUAGCGCCGAGCGCGGCGAUUGUGCAACGGUGCGAAGAAUCAUCCAGGAAAACAAGGACCACCCGGAGGAGUUCGACAUCAACUGUGUGGACCCGCUGAACCGUUCCGCCCUGAUCGCUGCCAUCGAAAACGAGAACAUCGAGCUCAUCAAUCUGUUGCUGCGGGAAGGCAUCAAAGUCAAGGAUGCGCUGCUGCACGCCAUCAAGGAGGAGUACGUCGAGGCGGUCGAAACGCUGCUACUGUGGGAGGAGGAGAACCAUAUCCCGGGUGAUCCCUAUAGUUGGGAGGCCGUGGAUCGGUCGUCGUCGUCCUUCACCGCCGACAUUACGCCCCUGAUACUGGCGGCCCACAAGAAUAACUAUGAAAUCCUGAAAAUCCUGCUCGACCGCGGCGCAACGCUACCGAUGCCCCACGACGUGCGGUGCGGCUGUGACGAGUGUGUUACCUCGAGCGACCAGGACUCCCUGCGCCACUCGCAGUCACGCAUCAACGCGUACAAGGCGCUCUCGUCGAGCUCGCUGAUCGCGCUCAGCUCGAAGGACCCCAUCUCGACCGCCUUCCACCUGUCCUGGGAGCUCCGCCGGCUGAGCCGCAUGGAGACCGAGUUCCGAGCGGAGUACACGCAAAUGCGGGCCACGGUGCAGGAGUUUGCGACCGCUUUGCUCGAUCACGCCCGCACCUCGAACGAGCUCGAGAUCAUGCUCAACUACAGCCCCGGGGCAGUCGACAACUGGGAGCCGGGCGAACGGCAGACGCUCGAACGGCUGAAGCUGGCCCUCAACCACAAGCAGAAACUGUUCGUGGCGCACCCGAACGUCCAGCAGCUGCUGGCGGCGAUCUGGUACGAGGGGCUGCCGGGCUUCCGGCGCAAGAGCAUCGUCGGCCAGAUCAUGCAGGUGGCGAAACUGGGCACCAUGUUCCCGGUGUACAGUAUGAUCUACAUGAUCGCCCCGAACUCCACCAUGGGGCUGUUCAUGAAGAAACCGUUCGUCAAGUUCAUCGUCCACUCGGCCAGCUACGCCUUCUUUCUCAUGCUGCUGGGGGGCGCGUCGCAGCGCGUGGAGUACCUGGCGAUCGAAUGGUUCGGACCGGACUGGGCGCAGGACAUUCUGGCGGAGUGGAAGCGCAAGGAGCGCGGCUCGCUGCCCGGGAUGUUCGAGUGUUUGGUGAUACUCUACAUCAUAAGUUUGAUUUGGCACGAGAUGAAGUCACUCUGGAACGAUGGGCUAGUGGAGUACGUGUCCGACCUGUGGAACAUUGUGGACUUCAUCUCGAACACGUUCUACAUCGUGUGGAUGAGCCUGCGGUUCACCUCCUGGUACACGGUGUGGCGUGACGCCCGAGCGGGCCUCAAUCCGUGGUACCCGCGGGAGCAGUGGGACCCGUUCGAUCCGAUGCUCCUGUCGGAGGGUUCGUUCGCGGCCGGCAUGAUCUUCUCCUUCCUCAAGCUGGUGCACAUCUUCUCGAUCAACCCGCACCUCGGGCCACUGCAGGUGUCGCUCGGGCGCAUGAUCAUCGACAUCAUCAAGUUCUUCUUCAUCUACACGCUCGUGCUGUUCGCGUUCGGGUGCGGCCUCAACCAGCUGCUCUGGUACUACGCGGUGCUGGAGAAGAACAAGUGCUACCACCUGCCGAGCGGGCUGCCGGACUUUGACAACAACGAGAAGGCGUGCGGCAUCUGGCGGCGGUUCGCGAACCUGUUCGAAACGUCACAGUCCCUGUUCUGGGCCUCGUUCGGCCUGGUCGACCUGAUGGCGUUCGAGCUGAGUGGCAUCAAGAGCUUCACGCGCUUCUGGGCGCUGCUCAUGUUCGGGUCGUACAGUGUGAUCAACAUUAUCGUGCUGCUCAACAUGCUGAUUGCGAUGAUGAGCAACUCGUACCAGAUCAUCUCGGAACGGUCCGACUCGGAGUGGAAGUUUGCCCGGUCGCGGCUCUGGAUGAGCUACUUCGAGGACGGUGACACGCUGCCGCCCCCGUUCAAUCUGUUUCCAUCGAUCAAAAACUUCACCAAACUAUGCAAAUGCUCCGACGACAAGCGCUCCACGACGAGCAUAAUCAAGCGAAACCGAGAGAAGGCGCAACGGCGCCACGAGAACGUCAUGAAGCUGCUGGUGCGGCGCUACGUCACCGCGGAGCAGCGCAAGCGGGACGACUUCGGUAUCACCGAGGACGACGUGAUGGAGAUCCGGCAGGACAUCAGCACGCUGCGGUACGAGCUGAUCGACAUCCUGCACCAGAACGGCAUGCGGACGCCCAACCUGAAGCCGAACGACAACGCAAUCGCCGGCAAGAAGGGCCGCGUGAUGGAGCGUCGCAUACUGAAGGACUUCCAGAUCGGGUUCGUCGAGGGUAUCCUGCAGGACACGUUCAGUGCGCCGGGCGAAAAACCGGCCGAUGUGUUCAGCACCAUCGCCAAGGCGAUCGGCAACAAGGCGAGCACCAAGAAGAAGAAGCCGGAAGACUGGAAUGCCCUGGUGCGCCGCAGCACGGUGGCCCGCGACCCGAUCGGCAACUCGACCGAGGCGAUCAUGCGCCGCAGCCGCCAGAGCCUGCGGAAGCAGAUCCUCGACAACUCCGAGAUGGGCCUGGACAUGGACACGGACCACCUGGUCGCGUACAACCCGAAGCUGUCGGAGGUGACGCCGGUGACGCGCGUGGCGUACGUGAAGUUUAUGACCACGAAGCUCAAAAAGGACGUGGCGGACGUGGCGGCGGCAACGGCCGACGAGGCAGCGGAGGUGGCGGCGGCGGCGGCGACGGCGGCGGCGUUCGAGAACGAGCGGCGGCAGUCUUGGAAGCGCAGCUCCCUCAAGAAGCUGGUCGACAUGAAGGACAAGAUCAACGUAAGCGUCCGGAGCCCCUCCGGACUUCCGGCUCUAACCCAGGAGCCAGGAGACGAGGAAGCCAGGAGCGGGGCACCAGCGUCACCGGAAGAAGCGACUGCCGCAACUGCGACCAGCACCGGCGAGGAGUUGGAGACGGUCGACGAGGUCCGGACGUCGUCGUCGGAGUCGGCCCCGACGGCGGUGUCAGCGGUGGACCGGCCGAAGGUGCGCGUCCGGUCGCCCAUCAUCGAAGAUCCGAACGAGGAGCGCGAGGAUACGCCGUCGAGCUUUAGUCCACCGCCGCUGCCGCCGCCGUUGGGAGGGGACCCCAUCCCCGAGCGGCCCGUUUCACCGAUACCGCCCAACAGCCCACCACUGCCGCGGCACGCGGCGGCCGGUCCGGAAAACGGAGGCGACGAUCCGGAGCCGGAACCGGAACCGGAGCCGGAGCCCGAGGUUCCCGCGGUUCCGGAGGUCCGGGUGACCGCUACGACUACGGCUGGGGCCGAAGUGGCGUUGUCGCCGACGGGGAGUACGCGCUCGGUCAAGCCACCGUCCCCCCGUUCACCCAGUCCAGCGAAGGAGGCGAACCGGGUCAAGUCUCCCGAGCGGGCCACGCUAAGUCCCGACGCCGGUGAGCCCACGCCCGCGCCAUCGCCCACGAACCGCGGGAAGUCAAAGAGCACCGGUCGCAACCUGGGCGGCUGGCUCUAAGACCACACUCUCCGUGGACAUCCGGGACCGGGACCUGGACGGGGACCUGGACCUGGACCUGGAAUUUUCCGCCUUGUUAACGCCUUUAAUCCGCGUUCAUUCCGUAGUUCGUUUUGCUGAGCUAGAGCGUGAAGCCUCGCUGCACCCGCACCCGCACCGCACCCGCACCGCACCGUGUUGCGUUGGUGUUUUCGUCGACCGCCAAUGUACCCCCCGCUCCCGGACACCUAGUACCACCCACCAACAACGCGUGCCUCGGAAUGCUGCGUGCUUUCUGCGUCCUCUCCAGCUCUCGACGACCCCCUCGGCUCUUUUGUUAAACAAAAUCGAGCGAGCGAAGUAGAGUGAGAGCACGCGUGUGAGAGAGAGAGAGAGAGAGAGAGAAAAAAAGGAGAGAGAGAGAAAAAGGAGCGACAUAGCGUAAAGCCGCUUACCGUGCACGUUAAUUAGCAAUAAUUUGUUUGUUUUGUACAUUGA